This is a messenger RNA of Oryzias melastigma (Indian medaka), 1207 nucleotides long. Its product is annotated as ubiquitin thioesterase OTUB2. Gene Ontology annotation, molecular function: ubiquitin binding; cysteine-type deubiquitinase activity. Bases 398 to 1108 code for a protein of 236 amino acids. The transcript has 5 exons. Gene Ontology annotation, biological process: protein K48-linked deubiquitination; negative regulation of double-strand break repair. NCBI's taxonomy places the organism in Eukaryota, Metazoa, Chordata, Actinopteri, Beloniformes, Adrianichthyidae. The record is from RefSeq and is a predicted model, not a curated record. Gene Ontology annotation, cellular component: nucleus.
AAAUGUACAUUUUAUUUGAUUGAAAUUCCUUAAAUUGUAUUCUUAGUUGUAUUUAUUAAAUAUGAACAAAAUAUAUGUACAUUUUUAUUGACUCAAACAAUAGUUUUUACACAUGGAGUCUACAAAGAGGGAGCUUAUGUCAGCAGUUAAAAUGGUGUACUGUCCCUUUAAGAACCCCCUCCACGUGGGUAUUCUCCAAACAUCCGGUUUGUAGAAACGGGAACUAAAAUCCCCAAAACAAAACAAAAAAAAUCAUGCUUUGACACCGCGAUGACGCACCUGUUCCACUGCUGUAAUUACGCGGUUAUGUUUCCACACUUUGAGGUUAAGGAAACUCGAAUAUUUGUCAAGUGACCGGUCACCCUCCGACGGAAGGAACGUGACGCUAUAUGAACAGAUGGAGGCCGACUGUCUGAUUUCACGCAGGGAAGACAUUUCUGCGCUCGUGUCUGCGGAAAACCCGCACCCCAAACACAAAGAUUUAGAUAGCCAGUUUUUCGCCGUUCGUAAAGUACUCGGUGAUGGGAACUGCUUCUACAGAGCCUUCUGCUUCGCCUACUUGGAGUCACUCUUACAGCAUCCCCGAGCUCUAGAGAGGUUCAAGCAGAAGAUAAUCCAGAGUGGACAGGUUUUGGCUGUUGCAGGAUUCGAAGAGAGUUCCUUCAUCCACCACCUGGAUACCGUUGUAAAUGUUGUGGAGCAGUGCCAGGCCGAGGAGCAAGAAAGCACACUACUCAAGCUCUUCAACCAGAGCGCAGUCUCCGACGGCGUUGUUCAGUAUCUGCGUCUGCUUACGUCAGCACAUUUGCAAAACUUUGCAGACUUCUUCUGCAACUUUGUUGAAGCUCCUGACCUACAAGUCUACUGUCGUCAAGAAGUGGAGGUUAUGGCAAUGGAGUGUGAUCAUGUGGACAUCUUAGCUUUGUCCCAAGCUUUGGAUGUUGGUCUUCACAUAGUUUCUCUGGAAGGUGAACACCAGCAGCUGGUACACUUCAUCAUUCCAGAGGGCGCAGAACCAUCUCUGCAUCUUCUCUACCAGUCGUCACACUAUAACAUUCUUUAUCAACGACCUGAACUCAGAAACACCGGCCCACUAUCCACUGACUAAUCAUCUCAGGAAUGUUAAAGAAAAACGCAGAAAAUAAAUUCCAUACAUUUUAAACAUUUUUUUGGGCUUAGAAAAGAAAUAAAAAAAAUGUUUUCACAC